AUGGACAACGACUUCUACCAGCCAGAAGAUAGUAAUGCUGGGGAUGUGCUGGAAGACCUCAGUGCAGCUUCGCCCUACCAGGGCCCUGGUCUGUACCGAUUCGCUGGGUAUCCAGACGAUCCAGAGGACGAUUUCCCGGAUCUUCAACAAUAUAUGGAGGAGCUGAUCAGUGAGUUGCGUAUUUUGCGCCAGAAAUGUGCGCGCACUCCGGACGGGAUGAGUAUCACCUCUGGGCUACUCAUCGACGAAAUGUAUCGCGUCUGGAAGUUGAUGAAUUCGCCUACUAAUGAUGACCGUAUAGAGUGA
Gongylonema pulchrum is the source of this 306-nucleotide messenger RNA. The record is from the annotation of a GenBank genome assembly. NCBI's taxonomy places the organism in Eukaryota, Metazoa, Nematoda, Chromadorea, Rhabditida, Gongylonematidae.